Messenger RNA from Seriola aureovittata, 2955 nucleotides. Its product is annotated as interleukin-2 receptor subunit beta-like. The transcript is spliced from 11 exons. Gene Ontology annotation, molecular function: protein binding; cytokine receptor activity. Gene Ontology annotation, cellular component: membrane; external side of plasma membrane. Lineage: Eukaryota; Metazoa; Chordata; Actinopteri; Carangiformes; Carangidae. The coding region runs from base 519 to 2378 and encodes 619 amino acids. Gene Ontology annotation, biological process: immunoglobulin mediated immune response; cytokine-mediated signaling pathway. The record is from RefSeq and is a predicted model, not a curated record.
AGUUGUUAUUAGAUUAGAUUAGAUUAACUUUAUUUAUCCCACAACUGGGAAAUUCACACAUAUAUUGCUGUAGAUACACAAAGUCAAGUGACUAUGACUUGUCAAAUGCCACCAGCCCCAACAAAUGGGAAGUGAGACCUCUUAAGUUCCUGCCUUCCUCUUUUUAUAUAAAGUGGCAGUUCAUUUAGUAAGGGUCUUUGCUGAGUUGUUUUCCCCAGAUAUUCUCUUUUACAGAUGUUGUACAAACAACACAAAAAGGAGUCGACCUGAUUCUUUAUCUCUGCUGUUCCAGCCAGAGGGAGUAGCCGUCUUGACCUGGCCCUAACUGGACAUCAAGUGGAACGAAACCAGAGCUUUGAGGCAGAUCCUGAACAGCUUCACCAACAGGAUGAGAGGGAGGAAAAAGCAGCGAGGGGGGAAGCAAUGAGUUACACCUUGAAGCAGUCAACCGGCUUUGGAAACCAACCAUCCUGAUAAUUUCAUUUCUCCCAGAAAACAAAAGACUGAUGACACGAUAAAUGGAGAGAAACAAGAAAAGCCUUCUGCUGUUUCUACUUCUAGCUCUGCUUCAUGUCUGCGCUGUCAGAAUGGACGUUGCAGACUGUCCGAGCCACCCAGAGAAAAAUCUCACCUGCUACAAUGACUACAAUAGUAGCAUCACUUGUGUGUGGAACAGUGCAUACGACCACACGGAUGCUGUGUGCACACUACACGCUAAAAGGAAUAUUUCAAUCAAGACACUUGAAUAUUACACUUCCUGUAACCUAGAGCCUGUUGACAUCUCCAGACCAGCGCUAAAGAAGUGCUCCCUGGACUUCAAUAGAAGAGCCACUUUUUCCGAGGACAAUGUAUAUUCCAUUAAUCUGACCUGUAAACCUGCCAAGCAAAUUUUGACAAUUUCUUACAUACCGGUUUGCCACGUAAAGCUGAAUCAUCCAGGAAAACCAGAUAUCAACUCCACCACCAUUUCUUGGGUUAUAACCCGUGGAAAAAUAAAAUCUUUUAUCUCCGAACUGCAGUGGAAAGAAGGGGAUCAGUCAUGGAAUGAUCCCUCUGUGCAGAAAAAAUACAAAGAAUGCAAUUUGAAGUGCGAGACAGAGCUGGACCCCGACCUGCUUAUAAAAGGAGAGAGGUACGAGGCACGCGUUCGAGUGAAGGCUGAUGUAAACUGGGUCAAGUCAACCUGGAGUGACUGGAGCCCCACUGCAUCAUGGGUGUCACCUGAAGGUAGACCAAAACCACCACCACUAUCAGGUGUUGCCGCGAAGAUAUGGGGCAUGAUCAUCGCAGGCGCAGGGUUUGCCUUCUUUCUGGCUGUCAUACUCUUGAGGAAUGACAAAGGCACCUGGGUUUACAAGAAGAUCAAAGGUUCGCCCCUUCCAGACCCAGGAAAAUCCUCCCUGAAGGAUAUGGAUUUCCAGAAUUGGUUGAGCCCCCACUCGACCAGCGAACUCUUUUUCUCCUUGAAACCGGAGGAUAUCAUCUCUGUAGAGGUAACCUCCACUGCGGAUGCUGUCACACGUUGCAAGAAAGAGGCGGCACUGCUGGAGAAGAUGAAAAGCGAGAAUGGCUAUGAGUCGACCAGUUCCAGCUUCUCCAACCCCAGUUACUCCCAGCCUCUGGUCUCCUCGUCCACCACAGGGAAUGUGGAGCCCUGUGCCGCUGAUACACCUAAUGGGUCUGUUGGUAGUCAGGGUAAUGGUAAAACUGCAGAAGAGGUUAGGGAGGAAGAAAGAAAGAAAAAAAUGGAGAUCCAGCAGUUGCUUUCCAAAGGCAACAACAACAGUGAGCCAGUGCAGGUCAUUUCAGACUAUGAGAAACCCCUGGUCGAGCACCAGAGCAGAGGCGAAGAGGUUAGUCAAGAGAGUCUGGAAGCAGAUAGCAUUGGUGCAACUGACAGCCAUGAUGAGGGGUCAGAGGACAAAAAGCAGGAGAGAGAGGGAGGGGAUGGAAAAGUAGAUUUCAAGAUGCUGUUUGGAGGCAGUGGAAGCCUUUUUGGCAAAGGGUCCAUUCAGGUUUGUUCUGAUUAUGAGCAAGUCCAGAGGAUGCCUCCUUGCAGCCCUGAGCUGCCGAGCAUGGAUUCAGGGGUUUGUAGUGGGAGCGAAGAGCAGGUGAGUCAUGAGGAGAGCCUGGAGGACUUUGAUAAGUCCAUUGAAUCCACAAGCUUCCAGUUUCCUCUGACUCUUCCCUGUACUUUACCAUGCGCCUUGUCUUCUUUCCCACAACUACCUUUGAAGUUCUCUGGAACAGAUAUGAGUCCACCUCUACAACCUUCAAGUCCAAGUCACAAACUGGAGGGGAUCGCUCUGAUGACAAUGUCCAGGUCAAUGGAACCUUCUGGUGAUGGAUAUAUGCCAGCGAGACAGGAAGAGAGUUAAAAAAAAAAAAAGACAGAAAUCUUUGCAGUAUGUAGUAAACGGUCAAUGUCGUAGAAUAUAAUAUGAAGCACACGCAGCAUUGUUGAUCAGCUUGCAGUAUUCUUAUUCUCUUUUACUGGUGCACUGGUAUCCACUGGCCGACUUAGUGCAGUCUGCAGUCAACAGAAUUGUUUUAUUCUCUCCUGUGGUCAUGGCUCAUGUGUGUGUUCAACAAGACAUAUGAACAAUACGGUGAUUCAAUCAUUCAUGAUUGCACCACUAAAGGUCAAAAAAUCCAAAGGAGAACUUCAGUGUCAUGAUGUAUCAUAUUUAAUUUAUAUAUAUAUAUUUAUACAUUUUAUUCAUUUAUAUAUGUAUGGCAGCUAUAUUAAAAUGCACUGACUGUGAAGAUGAAUAAGUAAAUUGUUUCUUAUCUCUUUAUUUUUUCUUAAGAAACACUUGCUCUUGCACUAGUAUUUAUACUUACACCAACGCCUCGUACUGCACUGAAGCUUUAGUGAUGUCCCUCACUUGUAAGUUGCUUUGGAUAAUGAGCAAAUAUAAAUGUAAAUACAAAUAUUAAUAAAGGGCAGAAAGU